Messenger RNA from Clupea harengus (Atlantic herring), 1908 nucleotides. Lineage: Eukaryota; Metazoa; Chordata; Actinopteri; Clupeiformes; Clupeidae. The record is from RefSeq and is a predicted model, not a curated record.
UGCGUAGAGUGUGUAGAGUGGACCCAAAGCAUCCACACACAGCAGAGGCUCAACCGCACCUCUCCAGCUGUGUCUGUCUCUGUGUCUCUCCAUGUGAUCAUUUCAGGUGAAGCCAGUCGGGUGGAUGCAUGCUUGCAGCAACACCUCUGAAUCUUACUUCUGGACUUUCACAGCAGGAGCUCUGACCCCUUUGGUGGGCAAAUUGGCGUAGCAUAUUGGCUCUAGCCUCCGUGGACAGGGCCAAGACUAGGAGCACCAUCUCGGCUCUUGGGUGGUGGUUUGGUGGAGGUUUCUGCGACGGGUAGUUUCAUACGGUCCCUGUAGUACCUGACCCUGGGGCGAACCUGUCCCAGGCCUAGUAAGAAUCCUGUGGAACUUUUCUGAAAGCUUCACAGACAUACCAACACAAUGCCAGGGUCUGUAAAGUUACGAAGUAUCAAAAAGUUUGGGCAGGAAAAUAAUGCCUAUGACAUAGCAGAUGAAGGCCAAAAUGGAGAUUACAUGACAAUGUCGACAUCAAAAGACACCAAAAACACGAAGGACAAGAAAGAACAACCAGCCAUCCGGGUUGGGUUCUUUCAACUGUUUCGCUUUGCCAGCUGCCGCGAAAUUAUGAUGAUGAUCACGGGCAGUCUAUGCGCGGUUGUGCACGGUUCAGCGCAGCCGCUAAUGUUGCUGGUUUUCGGGAUGCUAACGGACACGUUUAUUGAGUAUGACAUCGAACUACAAAUGCUUGAAGACCCGGGGAAGCACUGUUUGAACAAUACUAUCCAGUUUCGUAAUCUCACCGAAGAAGAGAACUUGGAGCUGAAUAUGACUAGAUCUUGCGGCAUUUUAGACAUUGAAUAUGAGAUGACCAACUUCGCGUAUUACUAUGUUGGCAUUGGAGCAGCUGUGUUCAUUCUUGGAUAUUUUCAAAUCUCCCUCUGGGUGACUGCGGCUGCGAAACAGAUCCAGAUCAUCCGCAUGAUGUACUUCAGGAAAGUGAUGAGGAUGGAGAUCGGCUGGUUUGACUGCAACUCUGUGGGGGAGCUCAACACACGCAUGUCUGAUGACAUCAACAAGAUAAAUGACGCCAUCGCGGACCAGGUGGGCAUAUUCAUCCAGCGCUUCACUACCUUCGUAUGUGGCUUCCUCAUGGGCUUUGUCAAGGGCUGGAAACUCACCCUCGUCAUCAUCGCCGUCUCGCCGCUCAUUGGAGUGGGAGCCGCUCUCAUGGCACUGUUUGUAGCCAAGCUCACAGGGCAGGAGCUGCAGGCCUACGCCAAGGCUGGAGCGGUGGCAGACGAGGUCCUGUCCUCCAUCCGCACCGUGGCUGCCUUCGGAGGCGAGAUGAAGGAGGUGGAUAGAUAUGACAAGAACCUGAUCUCUGCCCAGCGCUGGGGCAUCAGGAAGGGCCUGAUCAUGGGCUUCUUCACGGGUUACAUGUGGUUCAUCAUCUUCCUGUGUUACGCUCUGGCCUUCUGGUACGGCUCCAGCCUGGUGGUGGAUACCCAGGAGUACAGCCCCGGCACCCUGCUGCAGGUGUUUUUUGGUGUGUUGAUCGCGGCGCUGAAUCUUGGCCAGGCGUCUCCGUGUUUGGAGGCCUUCGCCUCUGGCAGAGGGGCGGCGACCAUCAUCUUUGAGACGAUCGAGCGGGAACCAGAGAUUGACUGCCUGUCGGAGGCUGGCUACAAACUAGACAAAGUGAAAGGAGACAUUGAGUUCCACAACGUGACCUUCCACUAUCCCUCCAGACCAGAAGUCAAGAUCCUGGAUCAGCUGAGCCUGCCGGUGAAGUCAAGUGAGACGACUGCGUUUGUGGGUCCGAGUGGAGCGGGGAAGAGCACAGCCAUCCAGCUCUUCCAGCGUUUCUACGACCCCAAAGAGGGCAUGGUACCUCCCUGCUCUUAAUAUUUAGUCUUUAAG